AUGAACGGUCUUGGUAGUGAACGUUCCAUGGAUCUUAAGCAGAUUGGAGAUAAUUCUACAGUGGUUUUGAAUUCUGUGUUUGAUGCAUCUCAGUAUGCAUUUUUUGGGAACGAUGUUGUUGAGGAGGUUGAGCUUGGUGGAUUGGAAGACGAAGAAGACGAAUUACCGGUUGCUGCAAUAGAACAAGAUUUUGUCUUUGAUAAGGAAGAGGUUAUUUCCAAACCUCCAUCUUUAUCUCUUCCAUGUCUCCUUGUUGAGAGUGUUGAAGUUUCUACAGCUCUGUCCGACGUUGAUGAUCUUGCUAGUACGUUUCCAAAGGUCAACUAA
Arabis nemorensis is the source of this 327-nucleotide messenger RNA. The record is from the annotation of a GenBank genome assembly. NCBI's taxonomy places the organism in Eukaryota, Viridiplantae, Streptophyta, Magnoliopsida, Brassicales, Brassicaceae.